AUGGAUGGUAACAGGUCCCAAAUCCCGGUACAGCUCGACAGUGAGACCCUAGCUUUAGAGAAUAAUAUUCUCCACUACCAGCUGACCGUCAAGAGACAGGAAAACAUCAAUCUCAUCCGUGAGAACAACACCCUCUGGCGCGCCCACCACCACCUGCUGGAGACCAACGUGGCCCUGGCGCCCGAGAACGCUCAGCUGCGACUGGAGCUUCAGCGACAGAACUAUGCCGGUCCGUCCUCCGAGGUGCAGCUCGCGCGCCUCAAGCACGAGGUCACCCGACUCCAGACGGCUAACCGACAUCUACAGAUCCAGAACCGCCGCAUACGGGAACAGGGCGGAAGGAUAAAGUCGCUCAGCCAGGAGGUCGUCUCUCUGACCGCCCAGUUGGAGGCGAUCAGGAUCGACCAGUCAGCGAGGUAUCAGACUGUCGCCAACACGGCUGAGAUGGCGCCUGGCCAUCUUGAGGCCUUGAGCAAGAAGCUGGAUGAUGUGAAUUAG
This is a messenger RNA of Geosmithia morbida, 498 nucleotides long. RefSeq lists its product as uncharacterized. The coding region runs from base 1 to 498 and encodes 165 amino acids. NCBI's taxonomy places the organism in Eukaryota, Fungi, Ascomycota, Sordariomycetes, Hypocreales, Bionectriaceae. The transcript has a single exon. The record is from RefSeq and is a predicted model, not a curated record.